Messenger RNA from Oryza brachyantha (malo sina), 970 nucleotides. RefSeq lists its product as uncharacterized. Gene Ontology annotation, cellular component: chloroplast thylakoid membrane. The record is from RefSeq and is a predicted model, not a curated record. NCBI's taxonomy places the organism in Eukaryota, Viridiplantae, Streptophyta, Magnoliopsida, Poales, Poaceae.
AUGGCCUCACGAAGCCUAUCUCCAUUGUCCUCGGCAUCAAAACCGUGUCGCUGUGGCCAAGCAGACGAGCGGAAGAUGGCUUCCACCAUCUUCAGCUCCUCUCCCUCCAAGGUUACUACUGCCAAACUAGGAGGAGGCAGCGUCACCAGAUCUUCCUCGCCCUACACGCAGCUCACCUUCUGCUCGAGGCAUCACUUCCAGAAGGCGGCAACGACAGCGUUGGCCCUCCACAAGCCUCCGCCCGAGCUGUCCCUGCUUUUGCCGGCGCGGAGCAAGCAUGCAAGGACGUGCCCGGCUGCGGACAACGACCGGGCGGCGCCAGCGGCGGCACAAGAGGCACCAAACCCGCUCCCGCCGGCCGCACCCGGCGCCGACGGCCAGCAGCCCAGCGCCAACGGCAGCCCGGCCCAGCAGGAGCCGCCGAAGCGGGCUCCCCUGACGGCUCGGGAGCGACUGCGCGCGGCGCGCGUGCUGGGCAAGUACGCGGAUCCCGGCGGCUCGUCGCCGAAGGGCAAGUCGGCGGCGGGGAAGCCGGAGUUCGGGAGCCGGGUGCUGGACGCGCUCCGGGAGACUGACGGCGCGAAGAAGAAGCGGUCGGGGUCGCGGCUGCCCGAGGCGCCGAGCAACAUGUUCGACGACAGCAAGCGCGGCCUGCCCAAGGAAGGGUGGACGUUCGAGGCCCUGCCGUUCGGCACCGACGUGCUCGUCAUCGUCGCCUCCUUCACGCUCAUCACCGCCGUCAUGUUCGGCACCACGUACCUCGUGUGGAAGCUCGGCGGCAUCCACUUCAACGAGUACUAGGCCACACUAGCUAGCUAGAUUGGGCGAUGAAUCGCUCAUUCGAAUUGGACUCCGGUUGAUGCUUCUUGCGGUGCUUUGAUCAAAUGGUUUUGUGCUAUUGUACUAUACUGUAUCGCCGGCAUUGGUGCUUGGAUGGAGUUUGGAACACAAUGUUAUACGAAUCCAUAGU